Menidia menidia (Atlantic silverside) is the source of this 2214-nucleotide messenger RNA. Lineage: Eukaryota; Metazoa; Chordata; Actinopteri; Atheriniformes; Atherinopsidae. The record is from the annotation of a GenBank genome assembly.
UCCUCGCAAGUAGACUGUACUUUGACAAAAGUUGGUCAAAGUCUGCGCGCGCGAGUAUGGACAGGCGUUUGACCACGUAACGCCUAACACAUUUUGUUGUGAAGUAUAACCAACGGUAAAGUAUGAAGAAGAGGGCCGUGAAACAGAGAGGUUCGACCUCCCACCCAAGUAGUGUCCGCAAGAACGUCAAAGCUCAGAAGGAGGGGACGCACUCUAGUGGGUGGUUAAAAAGGGGUUUAUUGGCCCUCUUUGCCAUCUGUAUUUUGGCACCUGUCAUGCUGAAGGUACUCCCAGAUUUGAUUCAGCACUUUGUUUACACACACAGAGUCAGCUUGCCUUUCUUUGUGGAUCUCGCCCGACCUGCUGAUUUCUCCCUUAAUCAUACCAUCAACAUGUACUUAACAUCAGAGGAGGGAAUUUCCCUGGGUGUAUGGCACACCGUCCCCGAGAGUCGGUGGAAAGAGGCACAAGGGAAGGAUCUGUCCUGGUAUCAGAGCACUUUAAACGAUGGAAGUCCAGUUUUUAUUUACCUUCAUGGGAACACAGGAACAAGGGCUGCUCCACACCGGGUUGGAGUGGCAAAAUUACUGAGUGCACUAGGCUACCACGUGCUGGUGCCUGACUACAGAGGAUUUGGAGACUCGACAGGAGAGCCUACUGAAGCCGGUCUAACCACGGAUGCCCUCUAUUUAUACAACUGGGUCAAAGCUCGCGCUGGAGAUAGCCUGGUUGUCAUCUGGGGACACUCUCUGGGCACUGGGUCAGUUUUGAUAGACGCUGGGUGGCCACCAACACUGCCGUCAAACUGCUUGAGCGAGGCAAAUGUGGUCUUCGACGGUGUGAUCCUGGAGGGUGCGUUCAACACAGAUCGACAGAACAUACAUUUUCAUCCUUUUAUAUGGUAUUACUGGAAAUACCCAGGUAUUGGUUACUUGUUCCCUGAGCCAUGGGCACAAAAUAAGGUUGUGUUCCCCUCAGAAAAAAACUUGAAGAAAAUGAAGAGCCCCAUACUUUUCCUUCACUCCGAGGAUGACCACUUAGUUCCCAUCCAGAUAGCUCGGCAGACGUAUGAGGCUGCUGCCAGCGCUCAGAGCACAGAUCGAGUCAAGCUGGUGACGUUUGACGGUUCUCUGGGAUAUCUCCACAACGGCCUAUACCGAGACCCUAAAUUACCAGAGGUCUUAACGGGGUUUGUGUCGUCUCUGUGAAGUUGAAAAACGACUCUGACGGAGGACGCUGACCGCCUUUUAUCAUCUGCUUUAUUUGAUUUUUUUUUAAUUCAAUGGAUCUGGUGCUAAAGAAAUUACUUAAACAUUUAUAUUAUGAGUGGCAAUGUGUUUUUCACAUUAAUGGAUAAAUCUGUUUCUUAAUCACUGGUUAUUGUUCAUUUUCUGUUAUUUUCCGUCCGUUUAUUUUCUUCUUUUUUAACUUCUAAAUAGAACUUGAAAAAUAAAUUAGCUUCAUCUGAUUCUUAAACUGGAUUUGAGCGCAUCAGUUUUUAAAUCCAAAGCUUUAAAGGGUAAGUUCACGGUCUUAAUGGAUGAUAUCCAGGUAGUUCUUUGUCAGGGAUUUGACACUAUAGUGAAAUAGUUAAAGAGAAAGUUCAGUUGAGAUUUUAAAAGUCGACUUCAUUGCAGUUUAAUAAGUGUGCGACACCCUUCAGAAAAGCAGCAGCGGACUUUCUGUGUGACGAAAACAGACAUCGACAUAUUGGUCUCAGGGGAAAUAAUAACGGUUAUACUCCCAUUCCAUAUGGGAACAUUGCACAACUUUGACUCUAAGAAAGUCACUAAAUAAAAUGACACGGCUGUCACUUUGGCUGACUUUUAAAACCUCUAAGGGCCUGUUGAACCAUUAGGAGUCUUCUGUUUGUGAGACGGAACAACAGCAGGAUCAAAACGCUCCGCGUUGAAUCUGCUGAGUCGGGCGGGUUGUUUUGUUUUCAGGGAUGCUGGGAAGUGAACCCCACAGAGAUUGAACUGACACAAAAAGCCCAGAUUCUUGACAAGUUUUGCGGUAAAUUAAAUUAAACUCCCAAGUAAUUUGCUGGGAUUUGAACAUUUCCACAAUGCUGAUGAAAGAUAUUUAAAAAGUCUGACUGCCCCUGGAGAUAAAUCUUUAGUGAACAAACGACCCAAUUAUCUUUAAUAACAAUGAACUUUGAUUAAAAUUUUCUGUCAAACUAAAAUUCCCCAGUAUCAUUUAAGUAAGCGC